AUGGAGGAACCUGAUAAGGAACAAGUAAGAAACAUGCUAACUUCCUUAGGAAAAAAGCCGUCAGAAGAGCAAGUGAAUAGAUUUAUUAAUAUGGCUAAAAGCGCGGAGAAAAAAAAGAAACCGGUAAAGGUGGCUCCUAAGAAGAAAAAAGCAAGUAAUACCCCAGCAACACGACAUCGUCGAAAAAAAAUUUUAAAGCAAGCCAAGGGAUAUUUUGGAUCCAAACGCAAAUUAUUUAAAACUGCCAAGGAGCAGGUAAUUAAAGGACAUCCAGUCAAACCGGACAAAAAAUUUGCUUCUCCCCUAGUUAGUCAGUUAAUUAACAAGGUAAUGAAAAAUGGGGAAAAGAGAAAAGCCACCCAAAUAGUUUACCAAGCAGCUCAAUUGAUUGAAAAAAAUACUUCUUCGCCUUUUUUAACUGUUUUGGAGGGAGCCUUAGUUAAUAUUAAACCGGUCAUUGAAAUGAAAAGCCGUAAAAUUGUCGAAGGAGCACAAGAAAAAAAAACCACUAAUCCGAUGUAUGAAAAAUUGGCCGAGGAAAUCAGUAAUGAUUAUAAUAAAUCUGGUGAAGCCGUCAAGAGAAAAGAAACUCUCUACAAAGAAGCCGAAUCAGGCAGGCGCGGAGAUAACAAAUUACCAGACUCUGUUUCCCCAGAAGUGAUUAAAACUUUUUUAGCAAAAGUGAAGGAAAAAAAAGAAAAUAAAAUAGGGAAUAACAGUGAAAAAACCAACUUAAACAUUGGAGACUUGGACGAAUUACCCACCUCGACCAAAAAAAGCAAAAAGUUAAAAUUACCAUUGAGCCAUCCGGCUGAGAAAUUAGUGAUGUGCCAGCAAGCAUUUGUCAAAAGCAAAGAAAAACAUUUAAUUAAAUUAGAUAUCGAUGGAACCAGCACUAAUCCUGACUUUUCCACUUUAAAUCAGAAACUAAAAGUAACUUUGCAAAAAUUAGUAAAACAAGGACACAAAAUUUGUUUCACUACCGGACGAAAUUAUUUAUCGGCCUUGCCUUUUUAUCAAGAGGUUGGUUUGGACACUUUUUUAGUCACUUACAACGGAGCCUAUAUUAAUAACCCUUCGGAAAAAGCACAGGAACAAAUAGUAGUUAAUCCGAUGGCUAAUGAAGUAAUAAAAAGCAUUCUCGCUGAGCCGAUAAUUAAACAAAAUCUCUGCAAUGUUAUGAUUGAUAAAAUAGACCGCACAACCAUUAGCACCAGUGAUGACAUUUACUACCAAGAAAUUUUUUUUAAUGGCAACCCUUACACCAAAGGGGAUAUUUGGCAACUUUUAGGCGGAAAAGAUGCUUUACAAUUGGUUUUGGAAUUUCCGAACAAUGAGGGAAUGCUCAAUGACAUUUUGGCAAUCUUACGUAGUAAAUAUAGUGCCGGCAUUACCUUUUAUUUUGGCAGUAAAUUAAAAGCCAAAAAUCCGGGUGAAAAAAUCCUGGUUCCUGACCCUGACAAAGCAAUAAUAAAAAUUCGAAAUAAAUUUGCUACCAGUUAUUACAACAUUCCUUUAUCACAUACUAUCGCCUUUGGUAAUGAUAUUAAUGAUAUCGAGUUAAUGCACACGGUUGGUCGAGGCAUUGCUAUGGCUGACAGCAUCCCCCAUUUAAAAGCCUAUGCUUAUGGUAUAACUGAUUUUGGUGUUCUUAAUAGUGAUGAAGCCGAGAACCUCCAACUGGUAGCCGAUGAUCCCUUUGCUAAUUUUCAAGAGGAUAUCAAAAAAGAAAAAACCCAAACAGCAAUC
This is a messenger RNA of Ambispora gerdemannii, 1749 nucleotides long. Lineage: Eukaryota; Fungi; Glomeromycota; Glomeromycetes; Archaeosporales; Ambisporaceae. The record is from the annotation of a GenBank genome assembly.